CUGGAGUGGCUGAUUGCACUGCUAAAUUAGCGUCACUUUAUAAAUGUGUGACUCUAUUGAACAGCACUUCAAGACGGUUUAUAUUGACAUUGUUAACACUGACACCUAUUGGUGGGCACAGGAACUAGUGUGAAAUCAACACAGAUGGCAGGUUCUUUGUAAGCGAGCCAAUCACAGGAGGAGACUCAAUUACUUUGAUAACACAAUAACACCAAAGAGCAUUCUGCUGUUAGCCUACCCUGGCCAUUUAUAAGCAACAGAGUGGAGAGUGAAUUCAGAAAUCAAAAGAUGAACGAAGGAGCAACAUCAUAGGUUACAGUUAAUAAACAACAAACAUCACCAUGUGGGACUUAAAUAUAAACACACUACAUAUAUACAGCAUAAACAUGUCAACUUUAACAUGGAUUCUCCUCAGCAUUAGUAUCACAGUCAGCCAAAGUUUUGAGCUUCCAAAGUUUUCUGAUAUGAAACAGUACUAUCUUGGUUAUACGCAAUACAGUGGAAACUUCAGAGACCAGGAUGUAAUAAAGCUAAUAGGUGGCUCUGGGAAAACCCGCUUCCACGACACAGCAGCAUUGAGACUUUCUUAUGUGUUAAAUCGCAUCGGGCAUGAGCAUGCAAUUGGCACCAAAAGGAUUAAGAUAUCCAAACAUAACAAAGACUCAUACAGAGGUGGAAAUAACGAACAGUACAUCUUCCGAAAUGUAGCAUUUGGGCCGUACCUCGCCAAAAAGUAUGGCAAUCCCAUCAUACUUAAACCUCACAAAUAUAACUCUGCCAAAACUAUGUGGCCAAUCCUAGGCAAACAAGGACUAGUACGAUUUGUCACAUAUCAAAAACAAAAACCAAAUGGACAUAUUGCAUUAUGGGAUUGUGAUAAAUUCUACCAGAGUCCUGACUGGACAAAGGAAAAUCGUCUAGUUUCAGUGGAAUUCUGGGAAUCUCCAGAUUCUCAUUGCACAGUGAAACAAGAUGCCAAGAAAUACUGGUGGGCUACAUGGAGAAUGACGAUGGAUUCAACCAAUGAUGCAAACACCCUAGAGAAUGACACAACUUACGACACAAAGCGACAGCCAUUGUUUCGCCAUUUCAAUAAGUACCGCAAGACUCAAAAGCACCUAUAGAUGGUGCUGCUCAAUGUAGUCAUGACCUCAAGGUCAACUAGACUUACUGGUGCCACUGACCUUGACCUUGUGCAUGUGAUUCUGGAGUGAUAUACCAGUGCAGAACAUUGAAUGUCUGACAAACCAGUUCCAUGUAACUGAUAUAGAGAAACAUCUGUCUGUAUGGGACACAGUGACUCAAAAUGCAAUGUGACAUUAAACAUAGUAACCUAAUACAGAACUUUAUUAUGCCAUAGAAACCUUAAAGGUCAUGGUAAUUUCAGAGAGGUCAUGAUCAUGUGACCCCAUCAAGGUCAUCAGCUUCCAUGUCAAGGUCACAUCACUGCCGUAAACAACUUACAACUUGCCCUUAUGUUAAACUACCAAUCAACACAAUAUCAAUGUGCUUAUUCUUUUUUGUUCAACAUAAUGAAAAAGUAGAAUCAUCAUGCAAAGAUCAAAAUGAAGGCAUAAAGACGAAAGAAAUUCAGAAUAUAAGAGAGGAAAAGAAUUAUGUGUGCUCGAUUUCAUACUAGAGAAUUCUUGUACAAAUUGUACAUAUUGUAUACCAUUUAAUUAUGAUUGUAUGAUUUGUAAAAUAUGGGGCCAAAACUUGUCAUCAUUUAUAAUAUAAGUAAGGCUUGUUGCCAUGGCAACAACAGCAAUGACAACUACAGCAAAUUAUAAUCUAAGUCAAUAAUUUAUUUUAGAGAUACUUAGUUAAAAGAUACGUAAUUUAAGUAUGUAAUUAAGUAUGUAAUUUUAUACAUAGAAACAAAUGUUGUAAUAAAAUAUGCAUGAUAUUUAAUAUAAAA
Owenia fusiformis is the source of this 1918-nucleotide messenger RNA. Lineage: Eukaryota; Metazoa; Annelida; Polychaeta; Sabellida; Oweniidae. The record is from the annotation of a GenBank genome assembly.